Messenger RNA from Cylicocyclus nassatus, 1044 nucleotides. NCBI's taxonomy places the organism in Eukaryota, Metazoa, Nematoda, Chromadorea, Rhabditida, Strongylidae. The record is from the annotation of a GenBank genome assembly.
AUGGUCACGAGGUCCCUGCCGCAGAUGGCCCGGUUGCCCUAUCGUGUCGCACUGUCGGCAACCCAACUGGGAAUUGUCGCCAGGUUGGUGGUUCCGGUCGUCGCAGCCCGGACCCUCGGCAACGAUGUUGAUUUCCCCAGGCUCGCGGACCUCUGGUUCCGUGAUGUGCCUCUUGCUCCGGUUCCCGUGUCGGUAGCUUGGCAACCGGGACCAGCGAAAAUCACCGGUUCAGCGGUUGAAGAGAUCACUCGUGCCUUCAUCGCCGCCGGGUUGAGCAAAAUUGUCGCCUGGGACAACCUAGCCUCAGCAGUGAGCACUUCGGUCAUCAUGGUGACUCGCUGUCGCCCAGAUUUACGCCAGGCAGCCAUCGACGUCGCCACAGAGAUAUUGGCUAUGGUCGACCCACGCCCCGGUAUCACUGCCGGACCGGGCUUUCACCGCCGCAGCUGUUGCCUCUAUUACCAGAUUUCCGGGUCUGCGGUGGGGCACAGUGGGAGGGUGAGCAGCACAAACCACAUCACCAGGCAACCUGUUCCUCCGACCGAUAGCGUGCGCGUCAAAGCCGCCGUUGCUGCUCACGAGGCCGCUGACGCUGCUACCGACCGCCGAGUCGACACCACCUUUGACAAGUUCCACGAUCGGUAUUCCACCCGCUCCCUGGGAUUGAAAACCUCUCCCGUCCGUGCCCUGUUCGCGGUAGCGAAUCGCCCCGAGGUCGUUUCCUUAGCCGGUGGUAUGCCUAACAUUGCCGACCUCCCUCUUGACGUCGUCAGUGAGUCGUUGAAGGAGCUCGUUGAUACUCGCGGCACUGUCGUUAUGCAAUACGGGUCGGGGCAGGGUGAACCUGAGAUGCGCAAGCACAUCUGCGAGGUGAUGGCCGUUGAGGGGCUCGUCGCAGACCCUGAUGACGUCACUGUCACGUGUGGUUCUCAGCAGGGCCUGGAUCUCGUCACGCGCAUUUUUUGCAACCCAAGCGACGUCCAUUAUGGCCGAGUCGCCGGCUUAUGUCGGGGCGCUCAAUACCUUCGCCUCGUACCAAACUGA